AUGAUACUUACACCUAUGCUAAUGGUUCAAGAAAUGUGUAGAGAAUUUGCACUAGAUUUUAAUAGGCAUCAAAUCAAGAUGAAACCAGCUAAAUUAAUAUAUGAUGAGGAUUGGAAAGAAUCAAAAGAAGAUAUUAAACGCGUGAUCAAAGAAAUUCUUAAUGUCUUAAAAGAUAUUUGGAAUAAUUCAGCAUUCAGCUCUGAACUUGCAAAAACUUUAAAUGAAGGGACAUACCAAUUGAUAGUUAUAGUAUCUGCUAUUCGAGCAUUGUUGAAAAAUCUUCCUAUUGGAGACUCCUUUAUUAGUACAUCAGAGAAGCAAAGUAUUGCAAGUGCUAAUAGAAAGGGAGAAGGUUAUAUGAGGAGACACCUAGAUAUUAUGCUUGUAGUGAAAUAUCUGGAGACAGUUUUUGAACUUAUGUAUGUAGAAUGCUCUCGAUUAAUUUGUACCCCACAAAAAAAAACUGACGAUGAGAUUAAGUUAUGGCAAGAGACUAAUGACAGACUAUAUUGGAUACAUCAAAGUCUUAAACCAGAUAAAGAUCAGUUUGGUAUUGUAG
Messenger RNA from Ambispora leptoticha, 559 nucleotides. The record is from the annotation of a GenBank genome assembly. Lineage: Eukaryota; Fungi; Glomeromycota; Glomeromycetes; Archaeosporales; Ambisporaceae.